CCCACACGACAGAGAAGCAAAUGAUAACUGACAAACAAAAGGAGAGCCAAAGCCAAAGCCAAGGCCUUGUCUGACAUGCCUCAUCUUCUACCUUAGUCCUGGAAUUGGAUUCUCCAACCCUCCGAAACCGUGCUGUUUUACGUCAGAUAGCUUCAAAUUGAUCCUAUCGAUGGUACCCAGUACUUGCCCAUCUUCAUCAAACUUUAUCCAAACCAAUCCAAUCUCAUUCAGUAUCUCUCUUUUGAUCCUUCACUAAAGAAGCAUUUUGGCUGUAGUUAGAGUGACUGGUUCGUCCCUGGUUGGCCAGAAAAGCCAGCCUUACCAGGAUGCCAAAAGAUUGCCAGCUUCAUAAGGCCGAGCAUUAGUAAAAUGUGUCAAAGAAAAGGAGAGUGAUGGCGGCAGCAGAACUGAGAGCUGCAUGGCAGAGAACAGCUAAUCGGUGCUUUGUCCAAGAAGAUGCCAAAAGAGCUCCCAAGUUAGCUUGCUCCCAGUCAUCAUCUUCAGCAUUUAAACAGGUUGAUGCUGAACCUACCAAUGCAGUAGAUGGGCCAGAUCAUCCUGCCUUGGGUUAUAUGCCUCUUAAUAGGAAUCCUUCGCUUUCAAAUCUACCCCCUGACACACAAUGGUGGCUCCAAGUGCAUUCUAGCUAUGGGUACCAAAGGGAUUUAACAUAUGUUCAGGUAAAUGAAUUGGAGGCAAUAGUGGAAAUCUCAAGAGGAGCUGGCACUGAAAAUUCAACAACUAAGUUUGAUGAGGUCGAGUCGCUAAAAUGGGACAUUGUUCAUGUUGAUGAUCACAAGAACUGUGAGUCUUUUCUUGAUAUGCAAUGUGGUCUCUCUGUUUCUUGUAUGAAAAACACUCCUGGAGUCGGAAAACAAGAGGUAAAGGCUCUGUAUGGUAAGAAAUCCGAGGAAUAUCUUGAACUACUGGACACGAGGGAGAAAUAUGAACUUAUGCAUAUAGAUCCUGUUGGUUUUCCAGUUUCCAAACAAGGCAAUGAGGUUUGCGAAGGUCCAGAGUGGUUAGGGGCUGAUAAGACAGAGCCGUGGUGGCGAACAACAGAUAAAGACGAAUUGGCCUCAUUGGUCACGAAGAAGUCACAUAACCAUAUUGAGAAUUGUGAUCUUCCCCCACCACAGAAAUUGUAUGUUAGGAGACACCCAUAUGAGCAUAUUGGGUGCUUUGACGAUGAUGAUGCAUUGGCAUCAUCUUUUGAUCGGAAGGCCCAAACUCAUGCGCAGGGUUGUCCUGUUUCUGGGGAAACACAUGUAGACCAGGGGGUUUCUUGUGAAGAAGUCAUUCAGCAGUUUUAGUACAAACAGCAAGGAUAUGACAGGGAUGCAGCAAGUCUCUGAAGGUGACACUGGCAAAGCUCAGCUGAUGGAAGCACUCCACCAUUGCCAAACGCGUGCAAGGGAAGCCGAAAAGACAGCAAAGCGGGUUUAUGCUGAGAAGGAGCACAUUCUUAAACUCUUCUUCAGACAAACUGCACAACUUUUUGCCUAUAAGCAGUGCUUCCAACUUCUGCAGCUAAAAACCCUUCCAUGGAUGCCGUACAAAGGUAGGAAACAGCAGAAGAGCUGGCAGAAGGCUACAGGGGGGAAAAGAGUCAAGCGAGGGCGACCACAACAUGAUCUCACAAAAUACGCUGUUGCUUUUGCAUUGGGAUUGGGUCUUGUUGGUGCUGGCUUACUCGUGGGAUGGACUGCAGGGUGGAUGUUACCUCCUUUCUAGUGUACAGAGCUAGCAAAACCCUGCUUCUUGUGAAGAUUGAUUUACAGGGGGGAAGUAGUCGCUAUGAUUUUGUAUUUUAUGCAUGUAUUCACUUUGAUUCUUAUUUUGUCUGAUGUAGAUUCGCUGUUAUACCUUGUUUACAAAUGUGUGAUGAGAUACAUGUAAAUAAGGGGAAAUGUUCUGCAACACAAA
This is a messenger RNA of Corylus avellana, 1926 nucleotides long. RefSeq lists its product as uncharacterized. Lineage: Eukaryota; Viridiplantae; Streptophyta; Magnoliopsida; Fagales; Betulaceae. The record is from RefSeq and is a predicted model, not a curated record.